Malaclemys terrapin pileata is the source of this 6335-nucleotide messenger RNA. RefSeq names its product SET domain containing 1B, histone lysine methyltransferase (gene SETD1B). Gene Ontology annotation, cellular component: Set1C/COMPASS complex. The transcript is spliced from 18 exons. Gene Ontology annotation, molecular function: histone H3K4 methyltransferase activity; RNA binding; protein binding. The record is from RefSeq and is a predicted model, not a curated record. Lineage: Eukaryota; Metazoa; Chordata; Testudines; Emydidae. Bases 228 to 6230 code for a protein of 2000 amino acids.
UGCAGCUGCUGUGAAUGUGCCUUCGGUUGAGGGCGGUUAGCCAUUAGCCGAGCUCCAUAGUGGUGUAUUGUGGGAUGCCUGAGAAGCAAGCAGAAAGCACACACACAAUAUGUGUUGGCUCGCAAAAAAAGGAGGCAGGAGCCUUUCAAAAGCAAUGUAAUGUAACCAGCCAAAUGUGAAAAGGAGCUCGCCUUUCGCUGCAAGGAGACGAUCGGCCACCUCACACAAUGUCUUUCAAGGAGAUCAAGGCAGGGGAAAAAGCCAAGCACCCAGAAGAUCAUGGCAAAAAACAGAGUUCAAGUUGGAUCAACGGAAUGGAGAAUAGCACACAAGCCAGCACUUCUGUCGAGAAAAGAAAUCACCACUGGAGAAGUUACAAAUUGAUUAUUGACCCAGCUCUGAAAAAAGGACAGCAUAAACUCUAUCGUUAUGAUGGGCAAAAUUUUAGCAUGCCUAACUCGGGAAUUGCCCCGGUGGAUUGUGUCAGAGAUCCCAGGAUAGGAAGAAUAUGGACCAAAACCAAGGAGUUGGAGCUUUCUGUUCCCAAAUUCAAGAUUGAUGAGUUUUACGUGGGGCCAGUGCCCCCCAAGCAGGUAACCUUUGCCAAGUUGAAUGACAACAUCCGUGAAAACUUUCUGACCGACAUGUGCAAGAAAUAUGGUGAAGUGGAAGAAGUAGAGAUUCUCUACAAUCCCAAGAAUAAGAAGCACCUGGGCAUUGCCAAAGUGAUCUUUGCCACAGUGAAGGGUGCCAGGGAAGCCGUCCAGCACCUGCACAACACAUCAGUCAUGGGCAACAUCAUCCACGUGGAACUGGAUACAAAAGGUGAAACCCGUAUGCGGUUCUAUGAACUGCUGGUUAAUGGUCUUUACACUCCGCAGACCCUUCCUGUAGGCAAUGAGCAGGAUGUCUCGCCACCUGUGAAUGAAACUCAGCAGUUGACUGAUUCUGUAAAACGUCUGAAAGACAGUAACCUUUCUUCUGCGGGAUCAUCCAUUACCCCAAACAGUAGCACCCCGUUUUCCCAUGAUACAGCCUAUUCCAGCAGUCGGCAAGACACCCCAAACUCGUAUAGCCAGUAUACCCCACAGUCCCAAGGAACCCCACUCACCCCACGACUGGGGACUCCGUUUUCCCAAGAUUCAACCUAUUCCAGUCGUCAAACGACACCAGCUUACCAUUACGGACAGGACUCUGGGUAUAAACCCAGGAGACAUGAAACAAAAUUUACAGAUGCCUAUAAUAGACGACCAGGACAUCACUAUGUCCAUAACUCGGCAGGUGUUUACAGAGGGUCAGAACAUCAGUUUAGCACGUUCAAGUCUCAUCAGCAAGAGCCAGUACAAUAUUCUCACACUCCUCCCUUGAGCCACUCUGGUUCUUCAAGUUAUAAAUCUGCCUUCUCUCCAUACCAAGCACCAGCUGUAUUUCCCCCAUCUGAUGAACAGCAGUAUCCCCAAACUUCCAGAGACACUGAGUACCGGAGACCUGCCCCGCCUCCAGCUGAGAUCUUAGUAGAAAGUAGUGCUGCUACGAAUAUUGAUUUUGUUCCUGUGAAAGAAAAACAGGAGGAACUCCCAUCCCUGCCACAGUCAAACUGUCUUACCGAACAAAGUACAGCAUCCUUCUCUCAGACUCCGGAAAGGAGUGAGACACCUGGCACCCCAACCAUGGAGUCUGAAAUGCAGCAUAACAGUUUAGACUCAAGGAUUGAGAUGCUCUUGAAAGAGCAGAGAACAAAGUUACCUUUUCUCAACGAACAUGAUUCGGACAAUGAGAUCCGAAUGGAAGGUAGCCCUAUCUCUUCCUCCUCCUCCCAACUUUCUCCUAUCCCAUUGUAUGGCUCUAACUCUCAGCCCAGUUAUAGAGCUCAAACCCCAUCCUCACGUCCCUCCAGCACUGGCUUGGAGGACAUUAGUCCAACACCGUUACCAGAUUCUGAUGACGACGAGCCAAUCCCUGGGACAGCUCCUCUGAGUCAGAAUUCAAGAGGAACGUCAGAGGCCAGUAUGACUCCUAUUGAUCAGCUGAGUAGGACAUCCAAAGCUGAGACUUCUGAGACUAAAGAAAUGCUGCCUGGUGACCAGACACCAACAUCAGAAAAAAUGGAUGAGGGUCAGCAUUCUUCAGGGGAGGACAUGGAAAUAUCUGACGAUGAAAUGAAUUCUUCACCAAUCACCAGUGCAGAAUGUGCCAAAACUAUUGUGGUGAACUCCUCUGUUAGCAACUCUGCUGUGAUGACUCAGUCGAUACCCAUGCCCCCACCAGGGUUCCCUCCACUUCCACCUCCACCCCCACCCCAACCAGGCUUUCCAAUGCCGCCACCUCUACCACCACCACCUCCACCAACUCAUCCAGCUGUCACCGUCCCACCACCGCCGCUUCCUGCGCCACCUGGGGUCCCACCGCCUCAUAUCUUGCCUCCACUUCCUCCAUUCCAUCCUGGCAUGUUUCCUGUCAUGCAAGUGGAUAUGAUAAAUGUCCUGGGCAACCAGUGGGGCGGCAUGCCAAUGUCCUUUCAGAUGCAAACUCAAAUGCUGAGCCGCAUGAUGCAGGGGCAGAACACGUACCAGUACCCACCUUUUAUGGGAAGCCGGAUGCAGUUUGUGAAUCUUCCUCCCUACCGUCCCUUCUCGAUGGGGGCAGCUAUUGGCCGGGGGCAGCAAUGGCCGCCGCUGCCCAAGUUUGACCCCUCGGUCCCACCACCGGGUUAUGUGCCGAAGAAGGAGGAUCCGCACAAAGCUACUGUGGACGGUGUCCUCUUGGUGAUUGUGAAGGAAUUAAAAGCAAUUAUGAAAAGGGACUUGAACCGGAAAAUGGUCGAGGUGGUAGCAUUCAGAGCCUUCGAUGACUGGUGGGACAAGAAAGAACGUCUAGCAAAGGCAUCGCUCACUCCAGUGAAGUCUGGCGAAAAUAAAGAUGAGGAAAAACCAAAGCCAAAGGAUCGAAUUACAUCCUGCCUCCUGGAGAACUGGAACAAAGGAGAAGGGCUAGGCUACGAGGGAAUUGGUUUGGGCAUUGGGUUACGAGGGGCCAUUCGGCUGCCAUCUUUCAAGGUGAAGAGAAAGGAGCCGCCUGAAGCUGCCUCAGCAGGAGAUCAGAAGAGAAUCAGGCCCUCCACCUCUGUUGAUGAUGAAGAUGAAGAGUCAGAAAGGGACAGAGACAUGUCUGAUGUUACUUCAGACCUGUCUAAGAAGGAUGCAGAAGCAGUAGGCCUCCGAAGGAGACCAGCAAGGCCAUUGGAGCUAGACAGUGAGGGGGAGGAAGGAGAUGAGACUUCAGGUAAAGAAGAAGAAUCCUGUUCUGAAAAGGAAGACGAGCAGGAGGAAGAGGGAGGAUUGGUGAAAGCAGCACCUGGCAAGGAGGAAGACGAGGAGGAGGAGGAGGAAGACGAGGAAGAGGAGGAGGAAGAUGCUGACGAAGAGGAGGAAGAAGAUGAAGAUGAAGAAACAGGAGUAGAAACAAGUGAAAAGGAAGAUGAGCAGGACUCUGAAGAAGAAGAUGUAGUGAGUCCCACAUCUUCCAAAGCCGAAGCUGAAUCAUCAGAUGAAAGUGAGGACUCCUCAGAAUUUGAGUCGAGUUCUGACUCGGAUGAGGAAGAGGAAGAGGAGGAGGAGGAGGAAGAGGUGGCGGCUGAAGACCAAGAUAGAGAAGCCAUGGCUGCUGAAAUAGAGCUUGAGUCUGCUAGUCAUGAACUAGCAGAUGAAGAAAAAGAGACCAUCCUGGAGCUGUUUCCAGUGGACGACUAUAUGGAAGCAACAAGCCUGGCACUAGAGGCACCAGCUAUGGCAGUAAAAGAGGAAGAGAUGGAAGAAAACAAGCAACGGGAAGAUGAAAGUAGUGAAGUGCCAGAGGAAUCUACUGCUGCUGAAGGUUUGGUGGUCACGGAGAGAGACCAGGAAGUAAAGCUAAUGCCGUCCCCUAUAGGUGUAGCAGUGGAAGAGUCUGAACUGGAUAUUGAGCUGGAGUCUAAGGUAUUAGAGGGUCCAAAGCCUGAAUCUCAAGAUGAAGAAGAGAAUCUCUGUCUCCCAGCACCAGAGGGGGUAUUUGAAGAACCUCUACCCAGUAAGAGUCGCUUCUUCAGUAAGUCUGAUGAUAGUGACUUAGAAGCCCGAGUUACAGGAAAACUACUAUCCACAGCAGAGGAGGAGGAGGAGAGACUGCCUUGGACUCCUGGACGGGACAUAGCGGUCCAUUCGGAUUCUGAUACUCCCAUACUUCCAGCGCAUAAGGUGCCACCCUCUACACUUCCCCUUCCAGCAACGCCUAGUAAAGAAGAACCUUUACUCCCUCCAGAAAAUUUCCCUGAACAGUUAACUGUGACCAAAACAGCUCUGGAAGAGGAGCUUCCUAGGACUCCAGGGCGGGAUAUUAUGGCCAAGUCUUCACAUGGCUUUGCAAAGUCACAGAGUACAGACACUAUUCCAGCCACCCCUGGAAGUGAUGCUCCUCUUACGGGAAGCAGCUUGACUUUAAGUUCCCCUCAAGUCCCAGGCAGCCCUUUUUCAUAUCCAUCCCAGUCUCCUGGGAUUAAUAGUGGCAUUCCUCGGACUCCUGGGAGGGAUUUUAAUUUCACGCCUACUUUCCCAGAGCCUGGUGCAACUCUUCCUUGCCUUCUGUCUGGCAAGAAACCAUCAGAAGAUGAGCCAGAGGAGAAAUGUUUUAAAGAACCUCUUAGUGCUUCUCGAACGGUCAGCAUGAACAGUGUUCCCUCCCCAAUUCCCUUUGCUAGCCCUCCAGAAACUGAUUUCCACACAGACAUAGAUUUGCCACCUGACGAGCCAGUAUCUGUAGCAGCCCUGCCAUGUGUGCCAGUGGAUGGAAAAACAUCCAUAGAGGAGAGCAAGGUAGCCGUGAAAUCCGUUUUGCUCUCCCCAGAAGCGCCUACUGUCUCUCUUCCUCUCCCUCUUCCUCCUACUCCUUCCUCUCUGCCCACCAAAAGGAAACCAGGCCGGCCGAAACGAUCGCCUCCUUCGGUCCUCUCGUUGGAGGCCUAUCCCAGCAAAACUUCAGAACCUCCUCCUGUCCCAGUUGCCUUGACUGAAAGUGCUGUUAGCAAAGAGUUGUUGGGCGGGCAUCCUGAUGCUUUUUAUGGACUGAAAGAUCCUGAAGCGGUCACCCUAGACUUCAGGAAUGACAGCUUCCACGAGAAGGUAACCCCGGAGGCCAUAGCAGAGAAACUUCCAUUUAAGGAACUAGAGAAUCAGUGGAAUGAGGACUUCAAAGAAGAGGAGAUUCACGUGAAACCUAAAAGACAGUGGCGGAGGCAGAAAAAGACACCUGAGGACAUCCCAGUGAUUCCUUCCCCUGAAUAUUCUCCACAUCGGCCCCACUUUAGGCCCCGCUCCGAGUUCGAGGAGAUGACCAUUUUGUAUGAUAUCUGGAAUGGAGGAAUAGAUGAGGAAGAUAUCAAGUUCAUGUGUAUCACGUAUGAUCGCUUGUUACAGCAAGAUAAUGGUAUGGACUGGCUCAACGAUACCCUUUGGGUAUACCAUCCUUCUACUAGCUUUUCUACCCCGAAGAAGAAGAAGCGGGAUGAUGGCAUGCGGGAACAUGUUACAGGUUGUGCACGAAGUGAAGGCUAUUACAAAAUAGAUAAGAAAGACAAACUUAAAUACCUCAACAAUAGUCGUGCAUUUGCAGAGGAGCCACCAGCUGAUACACAAGGAAUGAGCAUCCCUGCCCAACCUCAUGCUUCCACCCGGGCUGGCUCUGAGAGGAGGUCAGAGCAACGCAGGCUUCUCUCAUCCUUCACUGGUAGCUGUGACAGCGACCUACUCAAAUUUAACCAACUGAAGUUCCGGAAGAAAAAGCUAAAAUUCUGCAAGAGUCACAUUCAUGACUGGGGCCUUUUUGCUAUGGAGCCCAUUGCAGCUGACGAGAUGGUGAUUGAAUAUGUGGGUCAGAACAUCAGACAGGUCAUUGCAGACAUGCGAGAGAAACGAUACGAGGAUGAAGGCAUUGGGAGCAGUUACAUGUUCAGGGUCGACCAUGACACCAUCAUUGAUGCAACAAAAUGUGGAAACUUUGCCAGGUUUAUUAAUCAUAGCUGCAAUCCAAAUUGUUAUGCUAAAGUCAUCACUGUGGAGUCUCAGAAGAAGAUUGUCAUCUACUCCAAGCAGCACAUCAACGUGAAUGAGGAAAUUACUUACGACUACAAGUUUCCGAUCGAGGAUGUAAAGAUCCCAUGUCUGUGCGGCUCUGAGAACUGCAGGGGGACCCUGAACUAAUCCCGAGGCUUCUCGUCACACUUGCACCUUCGGCCAUGUCAGAACUGCAGUAACCAGGUGUGGUUGCACUUUGCCAAAAAAAAAAAAAAAAAAAAAGAAGAAGAA